GUUUGAACCUGAGCGAAUGGCUUCCCCACAGGGGAAGCAGACGAGCACUCAUGUUGCCAAGUUCAAGUUCGCCACCCGCGAUGCAGGGCGGGAGCUCUCAGAGCAGCUGGUGGUGUUCAGCGGCCACGUGCUCUGGUCCAGGGCCUCCGAGCUUCGGGUCUUUCGGCGCAACGACGUGGUGGCGGUGUGCUUCACUUCCAGGGUCGGCGACCCUGCGGACGAGUUCGGGAGAUGGCAAAGACAGGAAGGGCUCUUCGACUUUCUGGAGCGGAGCGUGCCGGUUCUGUUGGCCUUCAUCCUCACGAUCCUCAAUGUGUUCAGCGUCACGGUGCUUUUGUCGCUGGUCCUGGCCUCAUUCCUUUGGCAGGUCUUUCCGGACAGUGGCGCUGGCUAUGACAUGUCCCGGGGUCCCGACUACCGGCCCCUGGCGGGCUCUGCGGCGUGCGCGGUCUUCGCCGGCCUCACAGCUCUGCUCUGCCUGAAGUGGCUGGAAACUCCAGCACUGGAGUUUCUGGGUGCCCAGCCUGGCAACCGCCAAAGGAAGCGAUGGCUACAGCAAGCGAAUCGCUUUGUCUUGGGCCUGUACGCCAUUUGGUGUCUCUACGUGCUCAUCGUUUGUCCUGUGGCCUAUUCUAUUACUUGGAAGUUGGAUUGCAGCACCGACAUUUGCGAGCCCGACGCCACCGGAGUGGCCACCUGUGGGGUGCACGGCUGCGCCUGCAGCAGCUUCAUGGACAUGAGCUGCACGCCGGUGGUGAGCAAGGAGAUGGGAGGCCGGGGCCUUUGCGCCAGCCUUGAGCAGCCUUUUUGCGGUGCCUCCAGAAGCGGAGCCCAGGGCCCCCUGCUGGCGGCGGCCUUGGGCAGUUCGGUGCUCCCCGGGUUUCUCGCCGUCCUGUGGCUCGCGAAUAUGCUGCAAAUUUACGGCUCCUGGGUGCUGGAUGCGGGCCGAAGAUCGCAGAAGACCAAGGUGCCACACCACAGGUUCAAGGUGACCUUCAGAGGGGACGAGCCGCUGGUCUUCACCCUGGGACCUGAAGAUCCCCAGGAGG
Effrenium voratum is the source of this 1049-nucleotide messenger RNA. The record is from the annotation of a GenBank genome assembly. NCBI's taxonomy places the organism in Eukaryota, Dinophyceae, Suessiales, Symbiodiniaceae.